Molecule: messenger RNA, 741 nt
Organism: Prunus armeniaca (apricot)
Lineage: Eukaryota; Viridiplantae; Streptophyta; Magnoliopsida; Rosales; Rosaceae
Source: the annotation of a GenBank genome assembly
AUGUGCAUCACCUUCAUCCUCUUAGGCGUCGUGUCUUCAAUCGGAAACACUUUCUUCAUCGAGCAAGCAGUCGGCAUGAACCACUAUGUUGGGAGCUUGUGGGUUCCAAUCCUUAUCCUUCCAGGGAUCCAAGGGUCCGUGAGGAAAAACUGGGGGGUGGCAGGAGAAUGCUGUGCUAAAGUUCCCAAGUUUGGGAUCGCGAUGUCAAUGGUGUUUGCAACUCUCUGUUGCAUCACGGCUGCGAAAGUGGAGACCCGAAGACUAGGUGUGGUUGAGACAGAGGGUUUUAGCGACGAUGCCAUGUCGAUAAUUCCUAUGACCAUGUUCUGGUUGCUUCCUCAAUAUAUUCUACUUGGGUUGUCGGAAGCGUUUUCGGAGAAGUGCAUUGCGGGUUUUUUCAGCGACGAGCGGCUGCCUGGAGCCAAUGAGGGUGAUGAGGCAGCAAAAGGGGCGAAGAAGAAAUACAUCGAAAGCUUUGCUCAGGCUGUUAAUGGGGUGGGGAUUAUAUUGGGUGUGUUGAUAGUUUAUAUAGUGGGUGAGAUUCAACCCACUUGGUUCCAAUCCACGGUGAACAAGAGCCGUUUGGAUAAUUACUUCUGGACCUUGGCUGCAUUGUUUGCAGCUACUCUUGUAUUGUUUGGUUUGUUCAGCUGUUGUCUGUCUGUUUAUGAGUUUAAACGUCGGUCGACAGAGGAUGUGGAAGGCAAUGUCACUCCAGCAACAACAACAACAACGACAUAG